AUGUUUGCAUGGAUUGCAAAUAUCCAUGAGGCCUUUGACUUCGUGAGCGGCACCAAUGACGUCAUCGUCAUCAAGCACCCCACCGGAGAGUUGCGAUCCUCGCAGUUUUCAGUGCAGACCAAUGCUGGUAUCAUCAAGAGACACCAUCUCGGCCAGUCCGUGCAUGUCUAUCUCAACGGUCUCCCCACCAACCUGCACAUGAAGAUCGACAACGAGGGCAGGUGUGUCUUUCCUGGAGGAGGAACGAAACCUACCGAGGAGGAGAUAAAUCUUCUUCCUGUGAGAGAAGGUCGCAAUUCGCUGGAUUUUCGUGUCAGCGGGAGUACCGACAAGAUUGUCAUUGUUGACAUCGAUGGGACUAUCACGAGGACUGACGUGGGAGGGAUGAUUGUGGUGUUGGUGUUGGUGACGAUGAAGAUGAAGAGUGAGGAAAAGAAGGGUGUAUGUGAAGUCCUUUCGGGAAUUGCGUCCAGCGGGUAUCGGCUGUUGUUUCUCACUGCACGGCCCAUCACUAGGGCAGAUGCAACCAGAAAGUAUCUCAGUCAAAUUGGCUCGGAGGAUCAGCUCAGCAUGCCACAAGGAGCUCUUGUUACCUCCGCUCUUGGCACUUUCAACACGAUGACAGCUGUUUGGAAGGACAUCAAGGCAUACAAAGUACAGCAGCUAGUGGAGAUCCAGAAUCUCUUCGGAGACGCGCUUGAGGAGGGUGAAACCUGCUUUGUCGGUGGAUUUGGAAAUCAUGACUACGAUGCUGCUUCCUACGUGGACGUGGGUUGCCAGAAGGAGCGAGUGUUUAUCAUCGAUGAAGACUCGGUCAUUCGUGUAGAAGGAAGCACAGUCACGUACAACGGAUAUCCAGCAAUGCUUCCGGUCUUGCAAGAGCUGUUCCCCCCCACCAUUCUUCUUCAGAAGCAGAAGCAUCAAGGGGUGGCAGUCCCCAUCUCUCCCAUUGGCGGUGGGGCCUCCAAUCCCUUCUCCGUGAACAAGAUUCCUGGAGCAGCGCUUCUCGGGGAGGGCAUCGGGAAAGUCUGGGGAAACGUGACGAGCACCACGAAUGACAUGACGACGGGGAUGGGCAACAGCCUGCAGACCAUUCCUGCUGUCCAGUCCUUCUCCAAGGUCCCAGUCCCUGAGCUCCCCAAGAUGCCGAGUAUGGUGAUUCCUGACCUCCUCUCACGUGGGAAGCCGCCGGAUUACGACGAUCCCCUGACACACGGGCUGGUGGAUCGAGGAGAGUGA
This is a messenger RNA of Guillardia theta CCMP2712, 1239 nucleotides long. RefSeq lists its product as hypothetical. Gene Ontology annotation, molecular function: phosphatidate phosphatase activity. The record is from RefSeq and is a predicted model, not a curated record. Bases 1 to 1239 code for a protein of 412 amino acids. NCBI's taxonomy places the organism in Eukaryota, Cryptophyceae, Pyrenomonadales, Geminigeraceae. The transcript has 16 exons.